Molecule: messenger RNA, 2249 nt
Organism: Procambarus clarkii (red swamp crayfish)
Lineage: Eukaryota; Metazoa; Arthropoda; Malacostraca; Decapoda; Cambaridae
Product: ras-related and estrogen-regulated growth inhibitor
Molecular function (GO): GTPase activity; GTP binding
Source: RefSeq, a predicted model, not a curated record
GAAUCGUUCCAAUAAGCUGUAAUGUGCAAAAGACUAGAGCCACCUGGUAAACACGCCUAAGAGUGUCAAGGCGACAGCUGCUGCCACCUGCAGCCUCGUGCGGCUGGCUGCGGGGUGAGGAAACACCACAUCACCGGCCGUCUCAGCUCUCGGAUCUUCCUCAGCCGAUUUCACUUCCGUUUUCUGUAUUACGUGAACACUGAAUUGAAGUAAAGAUCUUGAUAACAGAGGCUAAUAGUGAGAGAAUAUUGAACAUAGAUUUAAAGUGACAACAUGAGACUCUUGAGGUGAAGGAGAAAAGAGAACAGAAAAAAGGGCGAAACAUGCAGGAGGCGGUUGCGUUGUGAGCACGUGUGUGUGUGUGUGGCUGAAGAUGUCUUCACCGAAGUCGCCCAAGUCAGCACUCAGCAAGAUAGGGCUAGGACGUCCUAGGCCUCUCAGGAUCCUGGUGCUGGGACAGGCUGGGGUCGGCAAAUCAGCUCUGGUGGUGCGGUAUAUCACCAGGCGUUAUAUCGGCGAGUAUGACCCAUGUCUGGAGCGCGUAUACCCGCAUGCUGCUGUUAUCGAUGGGGAGACGCUUGCCUUGGAGAUCCUGGACUCUGCUGGCCAGUCACAUGAGACGGACAGCGUGAGGUUGGAGGCCAAUAUACGCUGGGCCGACGUGUUCAUCCUCAUGUACUCCGUGACAGACAAGUGCAGCUUCGACGACUGCAAUAGACUCAAGUUCCUCAUCAACUAUAACAAGCGGAAGAGGCGCAUUCCCAGCCCGACCUCUAAGGACGGAUCGUGGGAAGUGCCGGUGGUCCUGGUGGGGAAUAAGAAGGACCAGGGAGGCGACAGAAUGGUGGCCACAGAGGAGGGCUUCAAGCGCACCAGAGACAUCGGCUGCCACGCUUUCCACGAGAUCUCCGUCAGGGAGAGCAUUGAAGAGGUGUCUCUGGUAUUCGAGGACGCAGUUCGGUACUGGCGGGAGGUUGUCAAAACGCCCAAGCUUCGUCGUGCCUCAUCUGACCUGCAUGACCUUCCUGGCGACCCCCACAAGGCUCUCCACCCACCCGUCAGUGUCCCAGGUUCCCCAGUGUUCUCCCGCUCCUACGCCACCCGCACCAGCCACAGACUAGCAAUACGCUCCCACACCCACCCUGUCUCCCCCAGCCUCGCCCCCGUCAACCUCCUGUAGCGCCCCCUUACUACCGUCAACUUCCCUACACCUGCCGUCACUUCAGUUGACCAUUGCAACAUGACCUGACCGUCUGUGACAACAUAAUAAUAAUCCACCUUGCUACUGCGGCUUGAAAUAGCGCUCAAUAGUUCAUUCCUGUCACCCGCCAAAAUUUUUCCAUUCCCCACAUGUUGAGUUGCCACUAAAGCUGACCUUAAUAUUCACAUUCGACAAAAAAGGCUAUAGGUGACCUUUUUUUUGUAAAUUAUUGAACGACUUUCCCAAAUGUUGCAGUAAUAUCACUAUUAUCAUUGAAAGAAAACCAAAUGUUACUAGGGAUAACUUUCAUAUGUUCUUCAGAAACCUAAGUAUAUGCGAAUUUUUAGAUAUCAUUGCUCAUUCGUGCUUUUAUUAAUGUAUAAUAUGUAAUUUUAAGUAACCGUUAAAACAACUGACCUCAGUAACUCCCCCACCACCCUAGUGUAAUCUUUUAACCUCAGGAAACUCGUAGUAUAAUUAUAUAAGGGUCCCGGUAGUACAGUCGGGUUCGUUCUCGACGCACAAUCGAGAAUUUCGGGUUCGAAUCCCGGGCGGGACAGAAAUAGUUGGGCACAUUUCCUGUCACCUAAUGCGCCCUGUUUACUUAGCAGCAAGUAGGUACCCAGGAGUUAGUCAGCGUAUUGUGGGGUUGCACCGUGGACGGGGUCAGUAAUUCGACCCUAAAAGGGGAGGGCGGAGGGACCUUCGAUAAAAGCCUAACGUGUAUGAAUACACUCUGGCUUCCUGUCCCCCGACCCAGUGAAUUAUUACUUAUUCUUAGUUCACUUGACCUCAGUCCACUUGCUAUUCUUACAGUAAUCCUAUACGUUUUUGUGCCUUCGUUUGACCCCCAAUCCUAAGUAAUUACCUGAAGCCUUAAUGACCUUAUUCCUAUUGAAUAAUGUGACCUCAGUUAAAAAAAAAAAAAGUCCUGUGAUGCUUCACUUGACAUUCAGUGCUCAUGGUUACCUCGGCUGACCUCCAUCAGUAUUCAGUGUCCUCACCUGACCUCACUCGAAAUCCAGCAACUAUUGAUAUAGCUUUCAUG